Messenger RNA from Cladocopium goreaui, 345 nucleotides. NCBI's taxonomy places the organism in Eukaryota, Dinophyceae, Suessiales, Symbiodiniaceae. The record is from the annotation of a GenBank genome assembly.
GUAGGUGAUCGGCGCAGCGGCAUCAAGCGUGGUGAUGAGCGGGGUCGAAUCGAAGCCGGCGCGCCGGAGGAGGAACGCUUCAAUGCUUCCUUCCAACGCGCUGUUGCUACGAAGGAUCGACUGUUGAGUUACGACCGCGAUGCCAAGCGCAGAACAAAGGUCUACGAUGAUGCCACCGAUUGGUACUCUGAAGCUGCCAACCCCUGGCUCUCUGAAAAACAACGGGAAGAGGCCAAGGCCAAGGGCCAAGACGAGGAGCGGCGAAGGCGUGAGGAGAAGCGGAAGAUCCACGCGAAGAUCGACCUCUUCGGUCGCACGGUCAUCGAUGCCGGAGCGGAAGUGGAG